Molecule: messenger RNA, 1293 nt
Organism: Diuraphis noxia (Russian wheat aphid)
Lineage: Eukaryota; Metazoa; Arthropoda; Insecta; Hemiptera; Aphididae
Biological process (GO): signal transduction
Molecular function (GO): protein binding
Source: RefSeq, a predicted model, not a curated record
UGUAUAGGAGCGUUUUUACGAGUUCCAAGUCAUGAUAUAAUUAUCUUUAACUAUCAUUUCCAUUACUAAUAUUUAGUAUUUAGCAAGGGCGAACACCACUGCAUUCCGCGUGCGAAAAGGGCCACGUCGACGUGGUUGACUUUUUACUCGGGCACGGUGCAGACAUGCUGGCGAAGGACGAAGAACAGAACAGUCCGCUGCACGUGGCCGUCGAAAACAAACAAACGCUCGUUGUGCAAAUGUUAUUGGAGGCGGGGAAUCCGACGAACUUGGAAAAUAGCAAAGGACUGACUGCGUUGCACAUAGCCAGUAGUCAUGGAUGUCGGGGGAUAGUGGAAAUGCUAUUAUCAGCCGAUUGUGACAUCGACAGACAGAGCAAAAAUGGAAACACGCCUUUGCAUAUGGCAUGUCUGUCCAACAAUGUCGUGAUCGCGGAAAUACUGAUCGCCAAGGGUGCCGAUCUCAAUGCCUUGAACACGAGGUUGCAGUCGCCGAUUCACAUAGCUGCCGAACAGGGAUAUUCGGAAAUCUGUAAACUACUUUUAAGUGCCGGAGCCAACAUCGAACAACGCGAACAGGGAGGCAAAACGCCGUUAUACAUAGCAGCUAGAGGAAGUUUCACUGCUAUCGUGGACAUGAUUAUAAAAACCGCUCGUUUAGAAUACACACCCAAGAAACGAACUAGACCAAAAACUCCUGAAGAACGGAGGAAAUGGAAGUGCAAUCCAGACUUGGACGUUUCGAUAGCGCUGCAAGAGACUGACGAAAAUCUAGAAAUUAUACUACGAAAAUUAUCCCACAAACAGCUGAGUCCUGGUGAAUGGAAAAAGUUGGCUCAUUUAUGGGCUUUCACGGACGAACAAAUCAAAGCGAUCGAACACCAGUAUAUAGGUCCGUCCAGUUACAAACAACACGGUUAUAGAGUGUUGAGAAUUUGGGUUGAUAGUUUGGGCCCCGAUCUUGACCCUAUUGAAGAACUCAUCGAUAGUCUCAAUACGAUCGAAAAGAAUUCACUAGCAGAUGCAAUCUGCAAGAAGUUAAUGCGGCAGAAGGAAAAAAGUGAGAAAAAACCCGACGACAAAACCUGUGUCGUUUCUUGAACACAGUCACGUAUUUUUAUUGUUGUUGAUUCUCAAUUUUUUUUUUUUUUUUUUUUGUUUAUAUUUACCAAAACGACCUUAUGAACAAGAACAGUGUACCCAUCCACAGCUUGUAAAUUGCUCGUCGUUUAUAAUAUUUCGGCUCGGUUAUUAUAUUAUAUUUGUACCUAUAUGUUAUAAUAUUAUUAUAUUG